This is a messenger RNA of Bursaphelenchus xylophilus (pine wood nematode), 240 nucleotides long. The record is from the annotation of a GenBank genome assembly. NCBI's taxonomy places the organism in Eukaryota, Metazoa, Nematoda, Chromadorea, Rhabditida, Aphelenchoididae.
AUGCCCUCCUUCCUUCGCACUCUUCUCGUCGUUCUCUGCGCCCUUCUGCCCCUCGUUCAAGCCGGCUUCUUCGAUCAUGUGGCAGAGCAGUAUUUCAACCCGUCGAACAACAAUCAACAGCACUACUCGGGCUACUAUCCCGGCUAUUACAAUAUGCCGUAUCCGACGUACUCGCCGCCGAUGGUCGGGAGCUACUAUCAGGCGUACGUGGCGCCCGAAGUCUUUGGCCAAAGGAAAUGA